Paramuricea clavata is the source of this 1390-nucleotide messenger RNA. The record is from the annotation of a GenBank genome assembly. NCBI's taxonomy places the organism in Eukaryota, Metazoa, Cnidaria, Anthozoa, Malacalcyonacea, Plexauridae.
AUGCCGGCAUCUUUACCAACACCAAGCAAGUUGCACCUGGGGUGUGGACUGGGCAAAUCAAUACCAAGAGUGUUUAACCAUGAUGAGACACUACAAUUCAUUAACUAUGGUGUUGAUGGUACACCAAAUGGGCUUGUUUUUGCCUGUCGUGGUGAGUCUUGUAAAUGAAUGAUAAACGAGAACCGUGAAUGUGUAACCAUUAACCCAGUGGUUUCUGUGUCAGGGUUUGUUUGCAUUUGCCAAGUUAUUUUUGGCACAACAGGCAUCGCAGAUCACAUGGCUCCAAAAAUAGUCGUUGAGAAGAUUGACAACUUAUUGAUUUCAAUAACAACUUAUUAAUUUCAAAAACAGUCUUUGAGAAGAUUGACAACUUAUUGAUGUCAGGACCAUACGUCACUACUGGCUUGCUACAAGUUGUUUGACAAGUAUCUUGAUAAAGAAAACCUUGAGCGACCUGUUGUUCUUACGAGUGAUGGUCAUUCCUCACGGUUUGAUUACGAAGUCUUGAAGUUCUGUCUUGAGAAAAAGAUCCGCCUGUUAUCUCUCCACCAGACACAACGGGGGUCACACAACUUUUAGAUCAAUGCAACAGGAACAUUCAUCUAGAGUAUAAAGUUGCAAAGGCCGGCCUUUUUACACCGACGAUGAAAGUUAAUAGAGAAGGGUUUAUGUUGUCAUUGGCUAACAUGUGGGAUAAAUGGGCAACGCCGACGCUCAUUAGAAAGGCUGCAAAGAGGGUUGGCAUUUCACCAGAAGGGCUAAAUAUCAAUGACAUGCAACAGGAUAAAUUGCUGCAAACCUUGUGGAGAAAGCUGCAAACCUUGUGGAGUGUGAAAGGUCAGAAAACACACUUACACCCUCGUCUUCAGACAACGCACCUUCUUCCACCACCACCACACCUGCAUCACCAAACCAUCUUCGAAAAGGGUCUGCCACAUACUGGAAGGCAAAGUUUAAGAUGGCUCAGCAAACCAUUCAUGAUUGCGACGAGAAAAGUAUACGGUUAGAGAAUAUUCCUGGUCUCUUGACGAUUCAGAAAAUCAAGCCGAAACAGGCAUCAAAAUCUACACGAGUCACACAAGUUCAUGGGUCGAUGGAAGGGAAGGAGCUCAUCAAAGUGGUCAAGAAAAUCAACGAGGAUAAGCAAAAAACGUUGCAGUUGAAGCAGGACAAGAUAAAAGCAAAGGAAAAAGAGAAAGAGGACUUCUACCGAUGCAAAAGAAAAUGUGUGUGCAAAGAACAUAAAUGUCCGGCUACAGACUUGAAGGAAUGCCCAUCAUGUCACUCUAUUUUACGCUCCAUUUGCAGCAAGGCCUGUUGCAAAAUAAAUGGCAAGAAACCAGAAAUGAUAUUACCAGCUGCUGCUGUGAACAAGAAAAAGUCAAAAUGA